Parnassius mnemosyne (clouded apollo) is the source of this 840-nucleotide messenger RNA. The record is from the annotation of a GenBank genome assembly. Lineage: Eukaryota; Metazoa; Arthropoda; Insecta; Lepidoptera; Papilionidae.
AUGAGCACUACGCCUAGCUCGAGUAUCUCCGUUGGCACAGAUAUUGAACUCGGCGACGCAUUACGUAAACAAGCUGAAGAAGAGGCUGCUUUGAAAUUCUUUUAUGAGGCCACUCUUGAUUUAUCGUUUGAUGACGCAUCCAUAUCAACAGUAAUACCAAUGAUAUCAUUAUUAACCCGCAAACUGCAAGUUCGAUCCGAAAACGAAAAUGAGAUAAUGAUCGAUAUGAAAAACUCACUAUAUGACACUCUGAAUACCAGAUUCUCUUAUAUAAAAAGGCAAACUUCAUUGAUGCCUGCGACAAUUCUUGACCCGAGGUUUAAAUCAAAAUACCUCAAUUCCGAUGAAUUGGAUCUUGCAAUGUCGGAAAUAAUAUCAUUUUUGACGGACUAUGACAACAAUUCCGCACUAUUCAGAGGCACAGAUAAUGUCUCCUCGGUGUCUACAGCCCCUUUAGUAUUGUCAACGUCCACCUCCAACAUACCGCAAGAUAAAGAGAGUCUUUGGGAUUCACACGAUAACAAUCCUAAUCAAAUGGAUUCAGCUGGAUCUGAAGAUCAAAAAUCUGUUCUGAAAGAAAAAAUUGAAUCUUAUCUGUCGGAGCCAUUAUUGCAACGGAAUGCCGAUAUAUAUUGUAACUGGAAUAGCAGUCCCUAUCCAACUCUGAGAAAAGCGGUUUUAAAGUAUCUUUCUGCUCCACCUACUAGUGUACCAAGCGAGCAACUGUUCAGUGCCGCUGGACAAAUUUACGCAGAUCGUCGAAAUAACCUACUUGGUGAAAAUGUUGAAAAACUGCUUUUUUCGGCACACAAUAUGAGACUUUUUAAUUAUGAAUACUGA